Molecule: messenger RNA, 1167 nt
Organism: Myzus persicae (green peach aphid)
Lineage: Eukaryota; Metazoa; Arthropoda; Insecta; Hemiptera; Aphididae
Exons: 1
Coding region: 1-1167 (388 amino acids)
Source: RefSeq, a predicted model, not a curated record
AUGACUGACAAACACAAAUAUAAUUGUAAAAGUAAGUUGAAUUUAAAACAGUUACACCUUAGUCUAGUGUCAAAAUCAUCAAGCGCUACAACGACAGAAUUUAAUGAGUCAACAACUGUCAAGCCUUCUGGUAAUCUGGAACUUGGUGUAUACUGUAAGCAAGAAGAUGCUACUAAAGCUGAACUUAUGUGGACCAUGAAGAGUGUAUUGUGCAAUAUGUCAGGCAGUUCAUGUGAUGGACUAGUAGAAUUAUUUAAAGCUAUGUUUCCAAAUGCAGUUCCUGAUAAAUUUAGUCUAAGUCGCUCAAAGAUGUCUUACCUAAUUACUGAUGCUUUAGGUCCUCAUUUCAGACAGAUUGUUUUAGAUGGAAUUCAAAACCUUUCAACAUACUAUACGCUUAUGUACGAUGAAACCACCAACUCUGAAAGUAAAAAAGAGUUACAAGUUGCAGUACGUUAUUGGUGUAACACAAAGAAAGAGAUUGUUGUAAGCCAUUUAGAAACUUUUUUUAUUGCUUCUGCCACAGCGGUAAAGAUUGAAGAAUAUUUGAUGUUGGCAUUAGACAAUGCAGACCUUCCCAAAGAAAAGUUACUAAUGUUAGGCUCAGAUGGACCAAACGUUAAUAAAAAAGUGUUUCGACUUGUAAAUGAAGGAAUAAAAUCUAUUAGAGGUCAUGGACUAAUUGAUAUUGGUUCAUGCAAUAUCCAUAUAGUACACAAUGCUUUUCUUAAAGGUCUUGACAGUUAUGGAUCCGAUGUAUCAGAAUUUGUUAUACUUGUUUAUUAUUUUUUUAAAGGGUGGCCCAAGCGAUGGGAAGAUUAUUCAGUCAUUCAGACUGAAAAAGGAAUUCCAGCCCACCGAUUUAUAAAACACUGUUCUUCGCGUUGGCUUACAUUAGGUGCAGCAGCUGAAAGAAUAUUAGAACAAUGGGAAGCAUUAAUGCAUUACUUUAAAAUAUUUGUACCCAAACAUAGAAAUGAAAUCUUAAGAACUCCAAAAUUUUUAAAAAUAUCUUCAUUUAUAAAACUAGUCGAAUUAAAACCGGAAAUUAUUUUUGUUGUAAAUAGCGCAAAAAUGUUUCAACAGUUCACAUUGACAUUUCAGCGUCAAGAACCUUUGAUACAUGUAAUGUACGAUGAACUUUGGAAACUUUUAAUUACUAUUUGA